AUGGCACGUUCCCCGACUCUUGCUCACCCGUAUAGCACUCUCUCCCUCUCAUAUAACUUCCAGGUCAUCCCUCUGAGCUUCAGCAGGAACCUGGACCGCUUCAACCCAAACAUCCCCGAGUGGAGAGCCGACAUCGGCCAGGUGGUCACCAAACUACUCACAAAGAUCACAGGUGUCCCUCAGGAGUCCCUGGUUACAGUGGUGAAUCCGGGCCUGCCCACCUCAGCCGACCUGUACGUCCUCCCGCAGGACAGCAAACCAGACAAGAGGAACAUGUUUGUAGAUAAGCGUAUCCCAGCCAUCAUGCAGGCCUUUAACAACAACAACGUCAGCUUCGUGGUGCGCGGGGGUCUCAAAGUGCUGGUGAUGCUAGCAGACCCAAACGCAGGUACUGUAAUCUUAAACGCAUAACGUCCUUAUGUCUCCUUUUAAACUCGACAGAUUCUGAUGUGUUUUUAAAUGAUAAUUGCACGUUAUUGAUUUAUUUCCAAGGGCUAGGUCUAAUUGCUAACGGCUCCACAGCUGCAGCGGCAGAGAAUGGUGCGUUCAUGAACUACACACCUGCAGCUUUCUGUCUGGGUGCACCUGACUUCACUACCCUUUGAUUGCUGA
Labrus mixtus (cuckoo wrasse) is the source of this 612-nucleotide messenger RNA. RefSeq names its product VPS10 domain-containing receptor SorCS2-like. The transcript is spliced from 4 exons. The coding region runs from base 1 to 411 and encodes 136 amino acids. Lineage: Eukaryota; Metazoa; Chordata; Actinopteri; Labriformes; Labridae. The record is from RefSeq and is a predicted model, not a curated record.